This is a messenger RNA of Clonostachys byssicola, 690 nucleotides long. The record is from the annotation of a GenBank genome assembly. Lineage: Eukaryota; Fungi; Ascomycota; Sordariomycetes; Hypocreales; Bionectriaceae.
AUGGCAGAUCUUCAGACAUACCAGCAGCAAUUCCUCGAUCUGCUGCAAUCGGGCAAGUACAGUGACUUCGUUCUGACUUGCAACGGAGCUGAAUGGAAGCUCCACAAAGCGAUCGCCUGCACAAAGUCGCCAGUCAUCGCAACCGCCCUUGACGGCCUAUACAUUGAGGCCCAAACAGGUCGUAUCUCUUCCACCUUCGACGUCGCAACCAUGGGUCGUCUCGUUCAGUUUCUGUAUAUUGGGGACUACUCUUCAUCUCCUGGCUUGGCUGGAACACGGCCAUCGUUGGAGACACUCCGGGACGAAUCUCGAUGUCUGGAAGCAGAGAUCAACCUGAACAUCGCCGCCGACUACUAUGGGAUCCAGGCGCUCUCGGCCAUCUGUCGCCUCUUCAGCGACCGCUAUCGCGCCGAGAGAUUCAUCAACCACAGUUGGGAUACGGCUAGUUUCCUAACCCUUCUCAAGAAUGCCGAAGAUUGGGUUAUCGACGAAAGCAUGUGGCAGAUCAUGAUUGAUGGAGCUGUGGCUCACAUCGCCGAGCUGGUUAGGUCGACAGAGUUCCACGAGAUUAAGUUGAAGAACAAGACUCUCAUAGAGAUCAUGUCUGCUCAAGUCCGGAUGGACGAAGAAGCGAGAGAAGGGGGAAGGCCAAGCACCGCCUCAAGCUCCGAAAGUGCAAGCCCCGCCUAG